Molecule: messenger RNA, 4410 nt
Organism: Mauremys mutica (yellowpond turtle)
Lineage: Eukaryota; Metazoa; Chordata; Testudines; Geoemydidae
Gene: PRG4
Product: proteoglycan 4
Exons: 15
Coding region: 1-4410 (1469 amino acids)
Biological process (GO): immune response
Molecular function (GO): scavenger receptor activity; polysaccharide binding
Source: RefSeq, a predicted model, not a curated record
AUGUCUGAAAUAUCCCUGAAAGCAGACAUAACCUUUAUAAGGCAGGAUUCAGUACCUAAAUUAACCAUGGUGUGGAAUAUAUAUUACAUAUCUCUGGUGUUGUUUUCAGUAUCCUUGAUUCAGCAAGCUUCUUCUCAAGAUUUAUCAAGCUGUGCAGGGAGAUGUGGGGAAGGGUAUUCUAGAGAGGCUCCCUGCCAUUGUGAUUAUAGCUGUCUACACUACAUGGAGUGCUGCCACGAUUACAAGAGAGUCUGCACAGAGGAACUCUCCUGUAAAGGACGCUGCUCUGAAUCUUUUGUAAGAGGGAGAGAAUGUGACUGUGACGCAGACUGCGAAAAAUAUGGGAAAUGCUGUCCAGACUAUCAGAAACAUUGUGAAGAAGCACUUACUAUGAAAUCAUCAUCAUCCAGAACAGCUCCUGUGGUCACCAAAACAACAGCCAAACGGUCAUCUAAAAAUUCAAAGAAGAAGAAGCCAAAGAAAGUAGUACAAUCUCAUGAAGUUAUGGAAGAACAUUCAGAAUCUGAGAAACAGAAAUCUUCUUCCUCAUCGUCUUCCUCGUUGUCAUCCACAACAAUUCGGAAAACAAAGGCUUCAGCAAGAAAUCCCAGUGAAAAAAACCAAACAAAUAAAAUUAAAAACAAAAACAAUAGAAAAGUGAAGGAUACCAUGAAAGAGCACGACUCAAAAAACAGAAGAACUUCAUCCAGGACUUCUACAUCUGAUGAAAUAAGAGAGAUUUCUGAGGAGACUGGCAGUGGAUUGGACAAUGUGGGUACUAGGCCUGCUCCUACUGCAAAGGGCCCUGACAGAAAAAUUUCAAGUCAAGGAAAUAAAGGUACAACAGCAGCUCCAUUGUCAGAAGAAAGUUUUAGCCAGACCCCUGCCUCCCAGCCAGAUAAAGUUACUGUGCCCUUCAAAAUGAAUACUACAAAGACAUUAAGUCUGAAGACCAACAUGCAACCUACUACUACAAGUAUGGCUAAGAUCUCAGCAUUAACUGGUGCAGCUCAUGUCACUAAAGCUAAAGACACAAGUACUACAUCUAUGAAAAAUGCCACAGCUACUACAGCUAAAGGGAUGACCACAGCUAAGAGAGAUAAAACUACUAAAGACACAACAACUACAACCGCUAGAGAAACAAUAACCACAAUAGAUAAAAAAGUCACAACUAUUGCUGAGAGAGAGACUGUAACAGCUAAAACAGUCACAGCUGCAGCUAAAGACGCUGUAAAAGCAACAGAUAAAAAAGACACAACCACAGCAAAUGACAAGAAUAUAUUGACUCCAGAUGAAAAAGACUUAACUAAAAAAGACACAACUAUUGCAGCGAGGAAGACUGUAACAAGAGCACCUAGAACAGACACACCUGCAGAAAUUCAAGACACUGUAACAACAGCAGGCAAAAAAGAUACAACUACUGUGGACAAAGAAAAUGUGUUAACAGCUGAAAAAGACACAACCACAGCAAAUGACGAGAUUAUACUGACUCCAGAUGAAAAAGACUUAAUAACUAAAAAAGACACAACUAUUGCAGCGAGGAAGACUGUAACAAGAGCACCUAGAACAGACACAACUGCAGAAAUUCAAGACACUGUAACGACAGCAGGCAAAAAAGAUACAACUACUGUGGGCAAUGAAAACGUGCCAACAGAUGAAAGAGACAAAACAACCAUAGGUAAAAAAGACACAACGACAAUGGACACAGAGAUUGUGAUGACUACAGCAGAAAGAGACACAACAGAUAAAAAAGACACAAUUACUGCAGAGAGAGAGACUGUAACAACAACAGCUAAAACAGCCACAACUGCUGCAGCUAAAGACACUGUAACAUCAGCAGCUAAAAAAGACACAACUACAGUAGGUGAAGAGAUGAUAUUGAGUCCAGAUGAAAAAGACUUAACAACUAAAAAAGACACAACUACUGCAUAUAGAGAGAUUGUAACAUCGGCUACAACAGCCACAACUGCAGCAGCUAGGGAGACCGUAACAAGAGCACCCCAAACAGACACAACUACAGAAACUCUAGCCACCAUAGGUAAAAAAGAUACAACUACCGUGGACAAAGAGACUGUAAUGACAAUAAAUGAAAAAGACAAAACAGCCAUAACUACUAUAGCUGCAGUCAAUAUAACAACAACAGAUGAAAAAGACACAAUAGAUAAAACCACAACUACUGCAUCCAGAGCUACUGCAGCUAAAAAAUCUGUAAUGACAACAGCUAAACUGGACACAACAGCACCAGCUAGAAAGACACAAACUACCACUAAACAGACACCUACUGCUGCUGAAGUAACAACCAUGGCUAUAGAACUGACAACUGCAGAUAAAGAAGAGACUGUAGAUAACAGACAGAAAACUACAGCUACCGAAGAAACAACAACGGAAGAGAAAAAAGAGUUAACCACUGUUAUCAAAGAGAGAACUACAGAAAAAGCUUCUGAUGAUAAACAGGCAACUACAACAGGUAAAAUAGACACAACUGCCAGUACUGUCACUAAAGAAACACUGACUGUCUCUGAAGAGGUGUCCACUACAGCUAAAGGCUCCCAGGAAAGACCUGUGUCACUAACAGAAGAUAAACCUGGAAUCACUGUCACUCAAAUCCCACCAGUAAAAGCCACUGCCAAACCCACCAUUGAACCUGAAAAAAACACUAAGUCUGUGAUACAAAUUACUGCUACUCCACCCAUAAACCUUUCUACCUCUCAACCUAAAGACGUCCCUGAAACAAAAGUCCAUUUUGAAACCACAAAAGAAACAUCUACUGUUACUAAAAGAUCUACAGCAACUUCCAUUUCCAAGGAGACUACUGAAACCAAAGACAUCUCUGAAAAUACAUACACUACAGAUACUACCACCCAGAAAAACACAACACAGUUUCCCACUGAAAAAUUACAAACUUCCAAGAUCAUCAUCAGUCCUUCUUUGGCUCAGAAACCAGCUACCCACCCAGUCACUCCUGAGCAGGAGAAACAUAUAGAUAAUUCAAGCUCCACUGCAAUUAAUCCAAUGACUCUUCCAGACAGUAAUUUCCCCCGCAGAAACACAGAAAACCCCAAAGAAACUCCCGCUCCUUAUGAGGGACCCAAUCAAAAUCCUACCUCUUCCAAACAAGUUAACUCUAUAGACUACCCAGCAAUCUCAUUCACAACUUCUGUUGUUCCACUGAGAGCUACACCUAAUCCUAACGGCAAUGAUGAAAACAACAGGUUGGAAACCAUUACGAAAAUAACAUGGACAACAACAAAAUCUAAUUCAGCUAUCCCUCAAAAACAAGAAACAACGUCCCAUGGCAUUACAACUAAUACCAGCAUUGAUCUUGUUUCAGAUAAAGAAAUUACCAAGGAAAGUCCAAUAGCUAUGAACACAAAUACAUCAGUAAAACAUACAAUAGUGUCUUCAACCUUUACAGCUGAGAAAGAUAUGCAUCAUACCUCCACCUUGCCAAGCGGAUUCAUAACCACAAGGACUGAAGAAAGAAGAGAAGUCACACAUUUCCCCACUAAAACAUACUCGUCAACUAAAGCUCCUGAAAGAAGCCCCGCUAUACACACAGACUCCAAACUACAGGACAAGAUCAACACAACUUACAAAGAUGAACAAGAUAAGAAUUUGUGUAACGGAAAACCAGCAGAUGGAAUAGUUGCUUUACCAAAUGGAACAUUAGCUGUAUUCCGAGGUCAUUACUACUGGCUGCUGGAUUCAGCUAGGCAGCCAACAGUGUCCCCUCGUAAAAUCACUGAGGGUUGGGGUAUUCCAUCCCCCAUCGACACUGUCUUUUCCAGAUGCAACUGUGAUGGCAAAACCUUCUUCUUUAAGGGUUCCCAAUACUGGCGUUUCACUAAUGAUGCGAAGGAUGUGGGAUAUCCCAAACAAAUUGCAAAAGGAUUUGCAGGACUAAGUGGGAAAAUAGUAGCAGUUCUUUCAGUAGCACAACACAACAAAAGGCCAGAAUCUGUGUAUUUUUUCAAGAGAGGUGGCAGCGUUCAACAUUAUAUCUACAAUCAAGAACCAGCCAAAAAGUGCAAAAAGAAAGUACAUGUUAGGUCCCCAGCUUAUACACCCAGAGCUGUGAUCAAGAGGAGACGCUUUGAACGUGCAAUAAGAUCAGCAAUCAUGUACCGCACACCAGUCAUGUACCAAACUCUCAGAAUCAACCAUAAUCCAUCUGGAAUAUUACAUCAUGAGGUUAAAAUAAAUUCUUACUGGAGAGGAUUUCCAAAAGUAGUUCACUCAGCUAUAUCAAUACCUAACUACCAAAGGCCAGAUGGUUAUGAUUAUUAUGUUUUCUCUAAAGAUCAAUACUACAACGUGGAUGUGGCCAGCAGAAUAGCAAGAUCAGUUACCUCUCAGACUGGGCAGACGGUAUCCAAGGACUGGUAUAAGUGUCCUAAAGAUGAAUUGUAA